AUGGAAGACUUGGAAAAAAUAAAAAAAGUAUAUGGCAUAAGUGAAGAAUGUAAUGAACCUGGCACAAGAAGUUAUUGGUAUCAACCUUUUACUUAUAUUACCAGAGGAGGCUUCGGUAAAAUUAAUUUAGCUGAAUGGUCUGAAGGAUUUAUUAGUUAUUGGAAUAAUGAAAAUCAAAAAUGGUACAGAUUUACAGGACAAAAUUUGCAUUCAAAAGUUUGGAUAAUUCUUUAG
Rhizophagus irregularis DAOM 181602=DAOM 197198 is the source of this 234-nucleotide messenger RNA. NCBI's taxonomy places the organism in Eukaryota, Fungi, Glomeromycota, Glomeromycetes, Glomerales, Glomeraceae. The record is from RefSeq and is a predicted model, not a curated record.